Chelmon rostratus (copperband butterflyfish) is the source of this 1069-nucleotide messenger RNA. Its product is annotated as putative nuclease HARBI1. NCBI's taxonomy places the organism in Eukaryota, Metazoa, Chordata, Actinopteri, Chaetodontiformes, Chaetodontidae. The transcript has 5 exons. Bases 41 to 1069 code for a protein of 342 amino acids. The record is from RefSeq and is a predicted model, not a curated record.
GUCCAUUAGGCACAGUAGGUGGUGACUUUAUUUCGCUAACAUGGCAUGUCCUUUUGUUCAUGAUCCCGUGGAUGAAGGUGCAGCGAUACUGCGCAGAGAGUUAAAUAUUCGCGGGGAGAUAGUUACCAGACCACGCAUAGAUGUUCUUGCUUUUCCAGACAGUUAUCUUUUUGAGCGCUACCGUUUCACGGCACAGUCCAUCAUCUACAUACAUGAUCUAAUCCGUCCUUAUAUUUGCAACGUUACCAGCCGCAGUCGUGCCCUGACAUCUCAGCAGAUAUUGUGUGUUGCGCUGCGUUUUUUUGCAAGUGGGAGUUUUCUUUACAAUGUCGGAGACGCAGAGCGCUUGAGCAAAGCGACUGUAUGCAGGGCGGUGAGAAAAGUGUGCCUCGCCCUGAAACGCCUUUUACCAAUCUUUGUCGUUUUCCCUGGACAUAAACCCGUCAAAGUCAUCAAGGAGGAGUUCCACAAGAUUGCAGGAUUUCCCAGUGUGAUUGGCUGCAUAGAUGGCACACAUAUCCCCAUCACAGCUCCUUCACACAAUGAGGCAGACUAUGUGAAUAGGAAGUCCAUUCACAGCAUAAAUGUGCAGGUCAUAUGUGAUGCCGGAUGCAUUAUUUCCAAUGUGGAGGCCAAGUGGCCUGGGUCUGUUCAUGACUCAAGGAUUUAUCGCGAGUCUAACCUGAGCGACAGACUGCAACGUGGAGAGUUUGACGGCCUUCUGCUGGGUGACAGGGGUUACCCAUGCCAACCCAGGCUGCUGACCCCUUACCCUGACCCUGAACCAGGCCCCCAACAGAACUUCAAUCGGGCUCACUGCAGGACGAGGGCCCGGGUGGAGAUGACCAUAGGCCUGCUGAAAGCCCGUUUCCAGUGCCUACGUCACCUGAGGGUGACCCCUGCGAGGGCCUGUGAUAUUAUUGUGGCUUGUGUUGUUCUUCAUAAUAUUGCUACUAUUAGAGGAGAGCAACAACCUGCCCUACGAAUGGACGACCCUGAUGACGACCCCUUCCACCUGCCAGCUAUGCAGGAUGGCAGAGCACAGAUCCUGGCCCCUCUCAGCCUCUGA